AUGAUAUGGAAACGAUUUGGCAUGGCAGACAAAUCAAGGAAGAUUUGUUACAUUGCAUUAGACUAUGAAAGGGAGACUGCUGCUUCUGAAUCAUCUCCAGUCAACCAGUCUUAUGAAUUGCCAGAUGGCAAGGUGAUUACGAUUGGUCACGAAAGAUUCAAAUGUCCAGAAGUCUUGUUCCAACCAAAUUUGAUUGGUAUGGAAGCAGCUGGUAUACAUGAAGCUAUUUUCAACACCAUCAAGAAUUGCGAUAUUGACAUUAGAAAGAAAAUGUUUGAAAAUGUUGUCUUGGCUGGUGGUUCUACCUUGUUCAAAGGUUUUGCUGAAAGAAUGACCAAGGAAUUGACAAAUUUGGCUCCUGCUUCUGUGAAUAUUAACGUUAUUGCUCCUCCUGAAAGAAUGUUUACUGCCUGGAUUGGUGGAUCCCUUUUGGGUUCAUUGUCCUCCUUCCAACCAUUGUGGAUCAUAAAGGAAGAAUAUAUGGAGGACAAGAAUCAAAAACUUGCUUCAAGCACAUCGGAUGUUUUUGCAGUGAGCUGUGCCGAUGGCUCAUUCCGAUUAAUGUCGAAAACUGGAAGAGUCGAAAAAACUGUUGCAAAUGCACACAAAGGAGCCGUGGUUACGGUCCGUUGGAGUUAUGAAGGAAAUGCACUUGUCACAGCAGGAGAAGAUGGUGUUUUGAGAAUUUGGUCACGAGGUGGUCAGCUCCGAUCAACUCUGGCAAGUAUAGGAAAAAGUGUAUACUCGGUAGCAUGGGGUCCAUCCAGUGAAGAAGUUCUGUUUACGAAUGGAAGAGAUUUAGUGAUCAAACCUAUUCAUGUUUCUUCUAAACAAAUACAAUGGAAAGCACAUGACGCUCAAAUCUUAAAAGUGGAUUGGAAUCCUCUUACAAAUAUGAUUGUCAGUGGAGGAGAAGAUGGAAAAUACAAGGUGUGGGACAAUUUUGGAAGGCUAUUAUACUCGAGUGCUCCUUUUGAUUACAGCAUUACAAGUGUUUCAUGGUCACCCAAUGGUGAAUUAUUUGCAGCAGGUUCUUUCAAUACCUUAAAAGUGUGUGACAAGUCAGGAUGGACCAUCUCAAGAGUAACCACCAACAACACUGGAGCCAUCAUGGAUAUUUCAUGGACCAGUGAUGGAACUCAAUUAGCAGCAGCGGGAGGAAGUGGGAGAGUAUGCUUUGGAAACCUUGUGGGUAAAUCAUUGGCUUGGAAGAAUUUACUGAUCACUCUCGAAAAUGAUGUUACCUUGAAAGUAUUUGAUCUUGUUUCAGAGGGAUCUGAAGAUUUAACAUUCCGUGACAAGGUUAUUAAUUGGUCGUUGGGAUUUGGAAAAUUAAUUGUAGCUACAUGGAGCCAAAUCUGGGUCUAUGAUAUUAAGAAUUUGAGCACUCCUCACGUGUUCGAUGUCAAAGAUAAUAUUAAUCUCAUACUGCAAUCAAAAAAUGCCUUCGUAACCAUGGAUAAUUUCAGCGGUAUUCAAAUCUAUAAUUAUGAAGGAAGGUUGACGAGCAAUCCAAAAUUUUCAGGAUUAAGGACCGAGUUUUUGAAUAGUUACUCGGUAUCUUUGAGUGACGACAUUAUUGCUAUUAUUGACAAAGGGGAAGCAAAAUCCACAGCAAUAAGAAUUCUUGAUGUUACGAGUGGAAAGGAGUUGGACAAACUCGUGCAUAAUAUGGAGAUUGUUCAAGUGGAAGUGAGUCAAUUUGGAUCUAAGACUGACCGGUGUAUUGCAUUCAUUGACCGAAACCGUGAUUUGUAUAUUAGCCAAGCUAAGAAACCAAGUGAUGUUUUCAAAUUAGCCACUAUGGUAGACUCUGCCAUGUGGAAUGAUCAAACCGACAUGCUCUCAGUAAUUUCUGGUGGUCAGCUCAUUAUUUUCUACUAUCCAAGAAUUGUCUAUGUUGAUCGAGACUUGCUUCCCUAUGUAAGGUUUGAGAAGGAUGACAUUGGUAAACAAUCUACCAUUCGUGAUUUCUUUGACACCAAAAUUAACAUUCGACGGGUGGAUGGAACAGUCAUUACUGAGGCUGUUCAUCCUUAUCCCAUCAUAUUGUACGAGUUGAUUGAAAAUAAGAAGUGGGAACAAGCUAUUCGGUUGUGUCGAUUUGUUAAAGAUAAGGCAAUAUGGGCAACGUUGGUCGGAAUGGCCAUUAAAUUGAAUCAACUCAAUACUGCAGAGGUUGGUUUGGCCGCUCUUGAAGAAGUUGACAAAUUGCGAUACAUUUCCAAAAUCAAGAGAAUUCCAUCACAAGAAGGCAAAAAUGCAGCAUUGUCUCUCUUUAUGAGGAACAUUGAAGAGGCAGAGUCAAUUUUGCUGCAAGCUCGGCUAAUCUAUAGAGCCAUCAAAAUGCACAUUAAAUUAUUCAAAUGGGAACGUGCGUUGGAUUUGGCCAAACGAUUCAAAGUUCAUAUUGACACGGUGAUUGCCUAUCGGAGAAAGUAUUUAGCAGAAUCAGGUCAAGAGGAAACUAAACCCGAAUUUUUACAAUUCCAAGAAAUGGAAGUAAAUUGGGAUGAAAUCAGGGAACGAAUCGCUCAAGAAAAAGCAAAAGAAAAGAAUGGAAAAUAA
Messenger RNA from Naegleria fowleri, 2568 nucleotides. RefSeq lists its product as uncharacterized. Gene Ontology annotation, molecular function: protein binding. The transcript has 3 exons. Gene Ontology annotation, biological process: cilium assembly. Bases 1 to 2568 code for a protein of 855 amino acids. The record is from RefSeq and is a predicted model, not a curated record. Gene Ontology annotation, cellular component: centrosome; cilium; intraciliary transport particle B. Lineage: Eukaryota; Heterolobosea; Eutetramitea; Acrasida; Naegleriidae.